Messenger RNA from Plasmodium vivax (malaria parasite P. vivax), 591 nucleotides. Its product is annotated as guanylate kinase, putative. Gene Ontology annotation, biological process: purine nucleotide metabolic process. The coding region runs from base 1 to 591 and encodes 196 amino acids. Gene Ontology annotation, molecular function: GMP kinase activity. The transcript has a single exon. Lineage: Eukaryota; Apicomplexa; Aconoidasida; Haemosporida; Plasmodiidae. The record is from RefSeq and is a predicted model, not a curated record. Gene Ontology annotation, cellular component: cytosol.
AUGGCGCGAAUCCCGCCGCUGGUCGUGUGCGGGCCCUCGGGCGUGGGGAAGGGGACGCUGAUAAAGAAGGUGCUGAGCGAGUUCCCCAGCCGCUUCCGCUUCUCCAUCAGCUGCACGACGCGGAACAAAAGGGAAAAGGAAACCAACGGGGUGGACUACUACUUCGUAGAUAAAGACGACUUUGAGCGAAAGCUAAAGGAAGGACAGUUCCUAGAAUUUGACAAAUACGCGAAUAAUUUUUAUGGGACUCUAAAAAGCGAAUAUGACCUUGCCGUGGGGGAGGGGAAAAUCUGCCUGUUCGAAAUGAACAUUAAUGGAGUUAAACAGUUAAAGGAAUCCAAGCACAUACAGGAUGGCAUAUACAUUUUUGUAAAACCACCGAGCAUUGACAUUCUUUUGGGGAGACUAAAGAAUAGGAACACCGAAAAGCCCGAGGAGAUUAACAAGCGCAUGCAGGAAUUGACGCGCGAGAUGGACGAGGCCGACAAGGUGGGCUUCAACUACUUCAUCGUGAACGACGAUUUGGCGCGCACCUAUGCGGAGCUGCGCGAGUACUUGCUGGGCUCCUACCCGCAGCUGCGGGGGGGGUAG